AGAGUACACACAAUGGAAUCUGUGGACGGAAAAUUUACAGUGACGGGAGUGGAAGAAAGAAUAUGGAAGCUGCUGUCGAAAUGGAAAGCGCUUGCAAUGGCUGUGGAGAAUCAGUGGGGUGGCCCUGAUUCCAUCCUCAAAUCUCAAAAGCUUGCCUCCGAUGUUCUCUCUUGCCUCUUUCUUUCCAAAGGUGAGGUGAAAGUCGAAGAUUUGGAGAAUUUGCUGCAUGAAAGUUUGCUGCUUUCUUUCAACACAGAGAUUGAAGAUGGCAGUAUCGACCAGGUGGCAGAACAGUUGAUGAACAUACGUGAGGAAUAUUUACAGGGAAAUAUUAAUAUUAUUUCUGUUAAGUGA
Erythranthe guttata (spotted monkey flower) is the source of this 354-nucleotide messenger RNA. Lineage: Eukaryota; Viridiplantae; Streptophyta; Magnoliopsida; Lamiales; Phrymaceae. The record is from RefSeq and is a predicted model, not a curated record.